UAACCAAAAAGAUACUCUCUUCGAAAGGUCUUGAAAUCGAAAACCCUCUAGAAAACAAUGCUUUUUAGUGUGUUUCUAGCAUUAUUUCUUCCAUGUGUUGGCAUGAGUGUUGUUUUUGUGGUGUACAUGUGUUUUCUUUGUUAUGCCACAACAACAAGGCAACAACAACAUCAUAUUAAUCAAGAACAUAUAAAGGGUGUUAAAGAAAAGGGACUUUCUUUAACACAAUUGGAUAAAUUGCCUAAAGUUAGUGGACAAGAAUUGGUUAUGGGAAAUGAUUGUGCUGUUUGUUUGGAUGAAAUUGAGAAAGAACAAGUGGCAAGAAUUGUACCAGGUUGUAAUCAUGGUUUCCAUAUUGAAUGUGCUGAUACUUGGUUGGCCAAACAUCCUGUUUGUCCUGUUUGUAGAAGUAAACUUGAGACAGAGUUGUUUGAUACUACCAAUGAAAACAAUCCUUGCUAAUGGGGAUUGAUAUCAGGAAUCGAACCCUCACCAGCAAG
Messenger RNA from Solanum verrucosum, 500 nucleotides. RefSeq names its product E3 ubiquitin-protein ligase ATL23-like. The record is from RefSeq and is a predicted model, not a curated record. Bases 58 to 462 code for a protein of 134 amino acids. The transcript has a single exon. Lineage: Eukaryota; Viridiplantae; Streptophyta; Magnoliopsida; Solanales; Solanaceae.